Molecule: messenger RNA, 1699 nt
Organism: Phyllostomus hastatus (greater spear-nosed bat)
Lineage: Eukaryota; Metazoa; Chordata; Mammalia; Chiroptera; Phyllostomidae
Gene: LMAN2L
Product: lectin, mannose binding 2 like
Exons: 9
Coding region: 4-1077 (357 amino acids)
Biological process (GO): endoplasmic reticulum to Golgi vesicle-mediated transport; endoplasmic reticulum organization; Golgi organization
Cellular component (GO): COPII-coated ER to Golgi transport vesicle; Golgi membrane; endoplasmic reticulum-Golgi intermediate compartment
Molecular function (GO): D-mannose binding
Source: RefSeq, a predicted model, not a curated record
AAGAUGGCGCCCACUUUAGGACCCUCGGGGUGGCGGUGGCGGCGGGGUUUGUCGGCUCGGGAUGGGUCCAGGAUAUUUCUCCUUUUUCUUUUGUUGGGGUCUGAGCAGGGACCCCGAAAAGUCGGGGCGGGUCAGACGUUCGAGUACUUGAAACGGGAGCACUCGCUGUCGAAGCCCUACCAGGGUGUGGGCACUGGAAGUUCCUCAUUGUGGAAUCUGAUGGGCAAUGCCAUGGUGAUGACGCAAUAUAUCCGCCUUACCCCAGAUAUGCAAAGUAAACAGGGUGCCCUAUGGAACCGGAUGCCAUGUUUCCUGAGAGACUGGGAAUUGCAGGUGCACUUCAAAAUCCAUGGACAAGGAAAGAAGAAUCUGCAUGGGGAUGGCUUGGCAAUCUGGUACACAAAGGAUCGGAUGCAGCCAGGGCCUGUGUUUGGAAACAUGGACAAAUUUGUGGGGCUGGGAGUAUUUGUAGACACCUACCCCAAUGAGGAGAAGCAGCAAGAGGCCCAGAAGAGGCGAUACUCUCCAGGAGUCCAGCGGGUGUUCCCCUACAUCUCAGCCAUGGUGAACAAUGGCUCCCUCAGCUAUGAUCAUGAGCGGGAUGGGAGGCCAACAGAGCUGGGGGGCUGUACAGCCAUUGUCCGAAAUCUCCAUUAUGACACCUUCCUUGUGAUUCGCUAUGUCAAGAGGCAUUUGACGAUAAUGAUGGACAUCGAUGGCAAGCAUGAGUGGAGGGACUGCAUUGAAGUGCCAGGGGUCCGCCUGCCCCGGGGUUACUACUUUGGCACCUCCUCCAUCACGGGGGAUCUUUCAGACAACCAUGACAUUAUUUCCCUGAAGCUAUUUGAAUUGACAGUGGAGAGAACCCCAGAAGAGGAGAAGCUGCAUCGAGAUGUGUUCUUACCCUCGGUGGACAACAUGAAGCUGCCCGAGAUGACAGCCCCUCUGCCACCCCUGAGUGGCUUGGCCCUCUUCCUCAUCGUCUUCUUCUCUCUGGUAUUUUCUGUAUUUGCCAUUGUCAUUGGGAUCAUACUCUAUAACAAGUGGCAGGAACAGAGCCGAAAGCGUUUCUACUGAGCCCUUCUGUGACCACCAGCCCUGUGCUGUCACCAUGAGGUGUGGGAGCAGCAGGCGCUCUCCUGAGCGCAUAGCCCGGCAGUCUUCUUCAGUGUCCAGCAGCUGGUCAGGGACUCUGUUCUGUCACUGGAGCUUUAAAUUCAGGGACACUGUAUUCCCAUGGUCAUCCUUGAGGACCUCUGUCUCUGGUUCAGGAAGCCCACCCACCCCAGGGCAAUGCUUCUGUGAUGUGCCUUUCCCUGCAGUCUGUCUACUGGGAGCGCAGAGGGAUGGAGAUAGUACCUGCUGUUAUGAUGCCAAGAUCACAGAAAAGAGCUUCAUUGCCCUGGCUGCCUUGAUGUGGGACUCAGGACCCUUACCCUUCUCAUUUAAAUUUGCAAAGAACAGAAAACUGAUAAUUCCUCAUACCUUCCUGACAUCCAUUCAUUGGUUUUUGCUUUUUGUCUGAGCCUUUCUUCACCUGAGGAGGUCUCCUUGGAAAUCUGGAUGGAAACUUCUCCACUUUGCCUUCCUCUCCCUCCUUUUAUUGUCCUCUCCAAAUGCAGCCUGAGCUUGAGAAGACAUUUUAUGCCUCUCUGUUGGGGUCUGAGCCUGCAGAACAAAUAUAUUACACUGACCCUCA